UAUCAAUUGGUCUAACUGAAGAUAGUUUUCAUAAUUGACACUUCGAUCGCUUCCAAUUAAGCUUAUUUUUCGUGCAUAUGGCCAAGUUGUGCAAUUUUAAACCCCUGGAAUAUGCGCCGGAUAGGAACUUCCCGAGCUUUGACACAGCCAUGGAAGGAUAUGACGAGCAGGAGCUCCCUGGUUCAGUAGCUCUAACCAAACUGUCAAUUGCUUUUUAACAACUUUCUUAACUCUCAACGCAAUAGCAAUUCAUGUCUGGUAAUUCUAUUGACUGUUCCAUAACUAGGUAAUUCACCUACAGCUACUAAGGCAUUCCAAUUGCAAUAUCCAACGGAAAUCAUAACCAAAACUGAUUGCUUUAACUUGAAACCGCACAACUACUCCUAGUCCCUCGUCAAAAAACCCCACGAGAACCUCACACCCACGCCCACAAUGGCAGAACCAACACCAGAACUUCCCACCCAACCACCAACCACAAUAUCCCUCCGCGCGCCCUCCAAAUACCUCUCCGCAGCCUCCAAAGCCAACCCAAUCAGCACCUUAAACGCUCCCUUCGUCACCCCACCCCUCGACUGGCUCCGACGCACCUGGACCGUAACCCACUCAACCCUAUCGAUGUGGCGAUCCGCGCGCAACGUACGUAUCACGUACGCGGCGUACGAGCCCGUGACCGGUGCGAACGACAACCUAGUCGAGUACGAGAAGCGGAGCGGCAAGGGCGGCGUCAAGACUGUUGUCGGGAUCGAGAAGCCGGAUCCGGUUAUACCCGGGGCGUGGACGUGGCGCGGGAAGGGAAUGUUGGCGAUUGCUAGUAGUCAUUGGGAGGUUCUGGGAUGGGGUGAACGACCGUUGGCUGGGGUUGAUGGUGGGGUUGAACGGUGGGCUGUGACGUGGUUUGCGCCGACGCUGUUUACGCAGGAGGGUGUUGAUAUAUACAGUGAUCGGAAGGAGGGUUUGAGUAAGAAGACGGCGGAUGAGAUUAUUCAGGUGUUGAAGGAGUUGAAGGAUGCGCCGAAGGUUGUGGAAUUGGUCGGGAAGCAUAUGCAGGAAGUUGAUAUCAACUUACCGUGGAAGGAGAGAAAAUAGGCUUAGUUGGUCACGGAUGAAGUUUGAAGAUAUUGAUACCCAUGAAGCAGUAGCGUAUUAGAAUUUGAGGAG
Annulohypoxylon maeteangense is the source of this 1158-nucleotide messenger RNA. RefSeq lists its product as uncharacterized. Lineage: Eukaryota; Fungi; Ascomycota; Sordariomycetes; Xylariales; Hypoxylaceae. The transcript has a single exon. The record is from RefSeq and is a predicted model, not a curated record. Bases 433 to 1086 code for a protein of 217 amino acids.